GUUCUCUUACAGUCUUAAGUUGUAUGCCUUAAUGAAAGAAUUUGACCUAUUUCACAUAUCCUGUUCUAUAAAAGCUCAGUAAAACUGCCAAAGGUAGGCUAGUGUUUGGCCAUUGACCUAUGCACAAAUAAUUCCAAUUUUGACAGUGUUCCACCAUUUGGAUUUUCAAAAAAAAAAUUUCUCAGAUUGUGUAGACUAAAUGCAAACUUUGAGAUAGCACCAGAACCCGUUUAAAAAUACUUUACAUUGAAAGUAAGUGUGAUACACUUUUGUUUCAUAUCGUUACUGUGUCUCGUUGCUAGGCCUUUAUUUUGAUGUGUGCUUACCACAACGGAAGACCCGGAAGUAAUAACUAUUGCUCAGGAAUAUUUUGUGAUGGGGUUUCACUCGUUUCCUCAUGACUGAAAAGAACAAUUUGAGAUAUAACUUCAAACCUUUUUUUAUUUUGGUUUGUUUAUUUUAAAGAUUAUCUCUUAAAUCAUUCAACCAACUAUUUCCGUAAUUGCAGAUACGGUGUCUAUGACCUGUUUGACAUCAGAUGGCGAUGGGAUAGUCAAUUUCGACAUGAAGACAUCAUGACAUGAAGCCCAUCGCAACCAUAACAAUCAGUAACUUUAUGUUAUUCGUGUCAGAAGUGCAAUUCCGGGAAUUUCUACUGAAAAUCGUGAACAACAGUGACACUCAUUUUCCAGACAACAAAUAGAAAAGUUAAAUGACCUGUCGUGUAUCGUGUCCUACUGCUCCUUUCAUGAAGAUGUCCAAGAUUGAAAGAUUGAAUGCACGGGUUUCUAAACUGCUGACCGCAGCAGUCCACGAGGUGAUGGAGGUAGUAAAGGAUACGGUGUUGGAGUACCAAGAAAAAACCGCUCGAACUCAGAGGGAGAACGAGAGACUUCGGAAGAAACUCGAGGAACUACAACAAUGGUUUGAUCGAGAACUGUCACGGGUGUCCAGAGCAAAUCCUCCAUUGCAGGCUAGCCAAUCAGAGCAGUCCAAAUGCUCAUGUAAACAACUACAGUCCUCCAAGGCAUCAGGCAAGCCAGAGCUGACGGUGGAGUCCAGAGUGACUUCUGCAGAUGAGGUGAAACAUCAUCUGGAGUUAAAGGUAGAAUCCAUCAUCAGCGUUGAGCAGGUGUUUACAAACUGCAGUGAAGUGGCUCCUUCAUGUGUCACCGUGGUGGAUACAGAAAGUGACAGCUCUGCUCACUCGCAGUCUGAGAACUCAAAGGACAUCUCAGCACAUGCUGAAAGUGUAGUGUUCCCCAAUGGACGCUCGUCACUGGCUAACUCCACCUCACCCACUCAGCAAGGGAUGCCAGCCGACGUCAAUAUCAUCAAAGCGGAGCCCGACCUUCUGGAAUAUUCCCUCUCCCAGCAACCCGUGCCUUCACACCAGCUUUACGACCACGAGGAACCCACCCCAGAUUAUGCCCUCAACGCAGCACAGAACGAUGUCCAGGAGUUAAAUCUCUUGCAGCACAGCUCUGAUACUUCAGAAGUGGCACACUACAUUCAUUCUGACACAUUCAAUGCCUUUGUGGAGUCGUUCCCCCUCAAUCAGGCCCAGCAACAGCAGCAGCAACAGCAGCAGCAGCAGCAUCGGCGUUUCACUGGUCGAGAGAAGAGCCACCGCUGCUUGCUCUGCGGCAAGACCUUCAGCCAGCUGAGCAACCUGCGCAUCCACCAGCGCUGCCACACGGGCGAGAAGCCGUACACGUGUGGCCACUGCGGCCGGCGCUUCAGCCACGGCGGGAACCUGCAGAAGCACAAGCGUGUGCACACCGGCGAGCGGCCGUUCAGGUGCCUGCAGUGUGGCAGGAUGUUCAGCCAGUCGACCCACCUCAAGACGCACCAGAGGACCCACCAGAGGAUCCACAGCUACCGCCACCACAGCUUCUGAGGCGUCUGGCUUGAUAUUAACUUAUUUAACAUUAGGAUUUUAAUAGAAGAGGGCCACUAGCGCUUCAGCCUGGUUGGUGCUCACGGAACAGGACGCAGAAGUCAAAAGAGGAGACCCAAGGUCUAACAAGAGCCAAGGAGCAGGACCGGAGCACACAACGCUUUAAGUGAUUUUUAUUAGCCUAGUGCAAACCGACUAACGUUUCGAUGCCCAUUCGACUCUGAAGAAGACGCAUGGGCGUCGAAACGUUAGUCGGUUUUUGAAAAGUUUUUGAAAAUAUAUUAUUUUAGACAAAAAGCCCAAAACGGUUAAAAAAGAAAGUCUCUGUAUAAAAAUACCUGGCUAUGUGUGGACAUGCACUGUUCAGUGUUUCCCACAGAAUUAAAUUAUAUUUGUGGCGGUAGGUGGUGGUGGGGGGGGGGGGGGUAGCAGCAGUUUUGAACAAAUUUGCGCGACAUGGUUAUGAUGCUAACCGGAUUUAAUCACAAUUUAGCCAGUCGUCUUCUAUGCCAACAAUAAUCCUUGCAUUCCUAAUGCAUAAUGCUUUCUUUAAAUGUGCAUGCAGGUUUGUUGAGGGACAGACACAAGGAGAGGCUGCGCACAUAGCUCUACAAUGACAGGAUUCCAUCCAAUUUAAAUAGUACAUAAAACAUGAAAAUCAUUGUGUGGUGGUCAGUGUUGAUAUUGUGGUGGGCCGCCACAAAGAAGUCAAUGUAUGGGAAACACUGCUGUUCUUAUUAGGUUUAUUUAACAUGAGAAAGGGGUAGGACAAUGACAUCAGGGAAGCCAGCAAAAAUAAGGGCAAUUUACUAUUUAUCGUUAUUUUCACUAUUUAUAAUCCUUUCCGCUGAUGUACAGAUACGGACCUAUGGACCUAAGAAAGCUUGAAAACACAAGACUUAAGCUAUGUAUUUUGUUUGUUUCUAAGUCAUCUUGGGGCAUGUCAUAUCAACUUAUGGUUGGCUGUUGUUGGUUAUCAUUGGCUGUUGAAUGUUAUAAUGUUGAAAGUGUCUAACAACACUUACAUAAAAAAAAAAUAUAUAUUCUCAUACUUUUUAAACAUUUAGUUGUUCAGAGUGUUACCUUAAAUUGUGGUCUUAAUAGUAUACAAUUUGUCUAAAAGACUAAAACACCUGAUGUGACAUGCAGUGGUUGCAUUGGAUUUCUGGAGAAAAAACAUCUGAAUUAACUAAAUGCAGUUUUGCUUCAUAUUUCCAAAAACCACUAAAUGUGCAAACCUAAUUGUCCAGGUUAUUUACCCUUGUACUGCUAGACCACAAAUUUGACGGAAUAAGAACUGAAUGCUUUAGAGCCAUUUUAUUCUUUCCUUCACACAAGCUUACGUCACAGACCAUUUGGAGGUGCAAUCAAUAUCGGAGUUUUGGUUGAUUUGAUCAGUUAACUUUGAAACCGGCAUCUUACUUUGGAUAGACAAUAGCAAUAUAUCACAGGAGUGAUUAACGUCAAAAAAUCUAGAUUGGAGUAACUCAACAUUAGGCACCAGUUUAGUAUUCUAAAGACGUCAAAUAACUUGUUAUAGUUAUCAAAAUGAUAGCUAAGGAACCAGAAGUGAACACACAUUGAUAGCUGUAAAAACUGCUUUCUUUAAACAACUUGACAAAAUACUUUUAUAACCUUUGAACCAGCUCCUUACUAUGUGAUCUCAAUGACGAUGCAGAAUUUGUAUGCACCUCCAACCAAUUAGCGUACCUGGUUACCGCCCAAAAGAUUUUGAGAAAGUAAUUGCAACAGAAUUUAUUCACAUUUUUAUACAACCCCAAUCUGUUUGCAAAGAUUUCUCCGGAUUCUGUGAAA
Molecule: messenger RNA, 3715 nt
Organism: Alosa sapidissima (American shad)
Lineage: Eukaryota; Metazoa; Chordata; Actinopteri; Clupeiformes; Clupeidae
Product: zinc finger protein 16-like
Exons: 3
Coding region: 713-1900 (395 amino acids)
Biological process (GO): regulation of transcription by RNA polymerase II
Molecular function (GO): RNA polymerase II cis-regulatory region sequence-specific DNA binding; DNA-binding transcription factor activity
Source: RefSeq, a predicted model, not a curated record